GAGGCCGAGCCCCGCGAGACCGGAACGCCGGGGGCGGGGGCGGGGGCGGGGGACGGGGGCUGAGCCCAGGGGGAGCGCGCGGUCGGCGGCCCGACACCGGGCGCGAGCCGGGGUACCGGGCGGCGGCGGCGGCGGCGCGCGCCAUGUCGUUCAGUGAAAUGAACCGCAGGACGCUGGCGUUCCGAGGAGGCGGGUUGGUCACCGGCGGCGGCGGCGGCGUCUCCACGAACAAUAACGCUGGCGGGGAGGCCUCGCUCUGGCCUCCCCAGCCCCAGCCGCGACUGUCCCAGCCGCCUGCGCCGCAGCAGCUCAAUGGGCGGGGGGGCGACGAGGAAGUGGAAUUGGAGGGCCUGGAGCCCCAAGACCUGGAGGCCGCCGCUGCCGCCGCUGCCGCCGCCGCCGCCGCCGCCGCCGCGGAGGAAACCAAGGAAUUGCUGCUCCCCCAAGACGCGAGCGGCCCCGCCUCGCUCGGCGGCGGUGGCGCGGGGGGUCCCCUGUUAGCGGAAAGGAACCGUCGGACUCUGGCCUUCCGAGGAGGCGGCGGCGGCGGGGGGCUCGGCAACAAUGGCAGCGGGAGCCGCGGCCGGCCCGAAACCUCGGCGUGGCCCCUCCGGCAUUUCAAUGGGCGAGGGCCAGCGGCCGUGGACCUGGAGCUGGACGCGCUGGAGGGCAAGGAGCUGAUGCCGGACGGCGCGUCCCUGAGCGACAGCAGCGAGGACGAGGAGGAGGGGGCGAGCCUGGGCGACGGCAGCGGGGCGGAAGGCGGCAGCUGCGGCAGCAGCAGGCGCUCGGGCGGCGAUGGCGGGGACGAAGCGGAGGGCAGCGGCGUGGGCGCGGGCGACGGAGCCGAGACUGUCCAGCACUUCCCGCUCGCGCGGCCCCAGUCCCUGAUGCAGAGGAUCCAGCACAACUUCCAACUCUCCUGGCUGAAAGAUUUCCCCUGGCUGCGCUUCUGCCAGGACACCGGCCUUAUGUCUUGCGGCUUGUGCCAAAAGACCCCCGAGGACGGAGACCUGCCCCAUACGGGGCACGACGAGCUUUCGCGGGGCACCCGCAACUACAAGAAAACCCUGCUGCUGAGGCACCACGUCUCCACGGAGCACCGACUCCACGAAGCCAACGCCCAGGAGUCAGAAAUACCGUCAGAGGAGGGUUACUGUGACUUUAAUAGUAGGCCAAAUGAGAACUCUUAUUGCUACCAACUUCUUCGACAACUAAAUGAACAGAGAAAGAAAGGGAUUCUUUGUGAUGUCAGCAUUGUGGUGAGCGGACACAUCUUUAAAGCUCAUAAGAACAUCUUGGUUGCAGGCAGCCGUUUCUUUAAGACUUUAUAUUGCUUUUCAAACAAAGAAAACUCUAACCAAAACAAUACUACCCAUUUAGAUAUUGCUGCAGUUCAAGGUUUUUCAGUCAUCUUGGACUUCUUAUAUUCUGGUAACCUGGUGCUCACAAGCCAAAAUGCCAUUGAAGUGAUGACAGUGGCCAGCUAUCUUCAAAUGAGUGAAGUUGUUCACACUUGCCGAAAUUUCAUUAAAGAUGCCUUAAAUAUAAGCAUUAAAUCGGAAGCUCCGGAAUCUGUAGUUGUGGACUAUAAUAAUAGAAAACCUGUUAGUAGAGAUGGUCUGCCUUCAUCACAGGAUCAGAAAAUUGCCAGUUUUUGGGCAACACGGAAUCUUACCAAUUUGGCAAGUAAUAUAAAAAUUGAAAAUGAUGGUUGUAAUAUCGACGAGGGCCAAAUAGAAAACUACUACAUGAAUGACAGUGGUUGGGUCCAGAAUGGUUCUUCUGAAUUGGCUGAAAAUGAAUCUGAAUGUCAAGCAAAAGUGUUUGUUUGGAAUAAUAUGGGCUCCCAGGGGAUUCAAGAGACUGGCAAAGCAAGGAGGAAAAACCAAACUGCAAAGAGAUUUGUUUAUAAUAUACCACCUAAUGAUGAAACAAAUUUAGAAGAUUGCUCAGUGAUGCAGCCAUCUGUUACCUAUGCAGAAGAAGACUUGUCCUUCAUCAAGGAAGAACCAGACCUGGAUGGUGCUCUACUCUCAGGGCCAGAUUGUGAUAGGAAUGUGAAUACAAGUUUAUUGGCUGAGGUCAGCUCUGCUCAAGAUGGAAUUGAUUCUGGUACUUCACAUGAUUUCAAGUAUGGCCUUAUACCUGGUCCAUCAAGUGAUUUUAAAUAUGGGUUGAUACCAGGAACUUCAAAUGAUUUCAAGUGUGGAUUAAUACCAGGUGCUCCAAAUGAGUUCAAGUAUGGCUUAUUAUCUGAAUCUUGGCCAAAACAAGAAACUUGGGAAAAUGGUGAAUCAUCUCUAAUCAUGAACAAGUUAAAAUGCCCUCACUGUACCUAUGUAGCCAAAUACAGACGAACACUAAAAAGACAUUUGCUUAUUCAUACGGGAGUCAGAUCAUUUAGCUGUGAUAUUUGUGGAAAGCUGUUUACUCGCAGAGAACAUGUAAAAAGACAUUCCCUGGUGCAUAAAAAGGAUAAAAAAUACAAAUGUAUGGUGUGUAAGAAGAUCUUCAUGUUAGCAGCCAGUGUUGGAAUAAGACAUGGAUCUCGGCGCUAUGGUGUUUGUGUAGACUGUGCAGAUAACUCACAGCCAGGAGGGCAAGAAGGUAUAGAUCAGGGACAGGAUACAGAUUUCCCUCGGGAUGAAGAAUUUGAGGAGAAUGAAGUAGGAGAAGCUGAUGAAGAUCUGGUUGAUGAUGGAGACGAUCAGAACGAGCCAUCUCAGAACGAGCCAUCUCAGAAUGAUCCCUCACAAUGGGAUGGACCAGGAGAUGUUUGUAUGUCUCUAGAUGAUUAACUGAUCUACUACUAUAUUCCUCAAGGAUGCUGCAUUUGGACAUAAUAUGAAUUAGCAAUUUGAAUUGUUGAACUUGAAGGCUUGCAAAAUAUGGUACAUGCUGGAUGGUAGUUAUGUUGCUGUGAAAACUGUAGGGUCAAAGCCUUAUAGCAAAAAAAAAUUUUUUUUUUUAUAUUUGCACAGGACUUUACAGCAAACAACCUUCUGGUUGGAUUACAUGGAGUCCCCACAUCUUCUGUCAGUUAUCAAAGUAAUAUUUUUUAUUUAUACAAUAUAUAUAUAAAAACUAUUUGGGUCCUAGAAAACAGUACCUGACUUUAAAGAACUUAACAUUCAUGUGCUUAUUUAACAUGAAUGAAGAGAAACCAUUUAUGGGAAUACAGUGACAAUUGACCCACUCUGUCUGUCAAACCACUCAGGCUAGUUUGUACUAGUAGAGUUUUGUUUUUAUUUUUAUUAACUUUAUUUUUUUUUAAUACAGAUUUUCAGUGAGGGGCCUUUUCAACCCCAUUGGUUCUACUUUUCCUGUCUCCUCUCCCCUCCGCCCCCACUUUAAUUUGCUGCAUAACUUAAACCAAGUCUCUUCUAGUCUUAGAUAUUAUUCCUCCACUUUUGUGCUGAUGGGCAUGUUUAUAAGAACUGGAGAGGUAAUUUAUUGGAAUGAACUGACUUCCUCCAUUCCCCCUGUCCUUUUUGACAUGAAUUUUACUACUUCACAAAUGAAGAAUGAUGUUGCAAAGUUAACAGUGACGAAGUUGACAUAUACCACUAAAAUGAUUAUGAUUUAGAAGUAACUUUCUCCUGCUGCUCUAAUUUGAUAAAUGGUUACUAUAAGACUUUUCCUGACAUGAUAUUCGGUUUUUGGGUAUCUGUUAUUUUGGCACUAUUCUUUUUUGCCUCUUUAUUAUUUUUGCCAGUGUACUAUACCUCAGUCGUAUUUGAAGACAGAAAUCUUAUUAAAAAAAUUCAUAAAAACUAGUAAAAUGAUUUUGUUUUAUAAUUUAUCUUUCAUGUCCAGUUUGGUUAGCUUGUUAUGCAAUAUAAGUGAAAUAUCAGGUUUUUACUCCUGUGCCCUUUUAUCAUUAAAAUUAAUGCAAACAUUGCAUCCUCUUUUUUAUUUCAUACUUACUGGGAUUUUGAGUAUUUUGAGAUUAUGUUAAUUUAUUAUUCAUUUCCUUAAGUCACUACACCUUUCUAUAUUGUCCUUCUAAUAUUGCCUGAAAAAGUUUUGAAGCUUUACAAACUAUUCUAUUCAGGGUCAAGGGGUUAUGUAUUAAGUGUAAUUGUCAAAAUUUUGCCUGGUGACACAUGAAUUAGCUGGUUAUUGAACUUUUAUAAUAUUAACAUGCACAACAUUAGGAAUAGAAUGUAUGUUAUAUAAAAUAGAAGGACAUCAGAUUUUCAACUUUCUUUUAAAAUAAAACAGUAUUUUAUUUUAUAUCAGGUAACUAAAUUAUGCUAGUGAGAAAAAAUAUUAAGGAUACUUUAAAAAAACAUCCUUUUGGUGCUUUAUCAGAUCAAAGCUGACAAGUCUAAGAGACAAGCUUUCUUGUCUCUGAUUCCAGUAGAAUAAUGGUUUAAUGUUAGGUAGUGAUGGUUCUGCUUGGAUAAAUCAAAGACUACAUAAUUAAAAUAGACAAGUUUUAUUUUGAUUUUUAAGACUGAAAAGUAUAAUAUUCUGGAUGUUCUAGAUAAAUAAGUAAAAUGUAAAUCUGGUGGGAUCCAAAGUAGAAAAUAGCUGGGCAAAGAUACUAUGAAUGAAAAGUAUUUUAAGCGUAAAAUGUUCUGCUUUGUGAAUAUGUAAGUAUAGUAUAAAGAUUUCUUCCAUCCAGUUUAUCCCCCCUCCUUUAAAAUAAACCUUAGUUUACAAUUGGUAGAUCUGUCUAUAUAUAAAUAUAUAUAUUAAGAGAAAAGAUAUAUAUAUAUAUAUAUCUGAAAAAUCACCUAAAUCUGCUUUAAUAGACUACAGUUCACUUAUUGCAUAGAAACUGGACUUGGCUUUACAUUUUUAAUGUACUUUUAUUUUUCCUUAAGAUAUGAACUCUACUCUCUUUAGACUGAAUUUUCUUUUUGCUACAUAAGUUGUUUAUGUAUACCUGGUAAAUUAUGACCAAAAUUUUGUUAGAUUGCAUACAGAAAGUUGAAAUACACACUUGGUACACUACAGGAUUGUUGUGCUUUUGUUUUGGUUUUAGGUGGAAGAUUUAAUGUAGAGGGCUUGUUACUGUUAAUUUAAAAUAUUUUAUAUUUGUCCGUUACCUUUUAUGUUGUCUUGUGACAGAUUUGACUAUUUUUAGUCAACUGAAAUAUGAUACUUUAAAAGUUUUUUUUGAGAGGUAAUCCAAAGGAAAAAAAAAGUUUAUACUCUUGAAAUAUAUUAGCCUCAGCCUAUAUAAAAAUUUCUUUAAACAUUUUGCCAGAAACAGAAUUGACAAAUUUUUCUACUUGCUGACUGUCUAACUUAUUAUGUUUUAUGAUCUCAAGGGACUUCCUUUCCCUUUCUAGAUCUUUUUAAAAAAUAGUUUUAGUACUAAGGUAUACUACUGGACAUUUCUAUUUUUUUAAGUAUGUUUGUUUUUUUCUGACUAACAGUACAAUUUCAGGAAGUUGAUAGAUAAUAAAAACAUUAUGGUUGGUCUCAGAGAGGUAAAAUGGAAUACUCUUUUUUUUCCUAAUACCAACGCAGAAUUAUGUGCUACACAUUUGCUGAAUAUUCUCUUGUAAAUUACAUUUUAAAACGAGAAAUAUUUAGAGCUUUUAAUCUUAAUGAAGGGAAAGAAUAUUAAACUCUUAGUUACAUACCCUCUCAUAUAAAUUAAGAAAUGUAUUAUUUCUUAAGAUUCUCAGUUAACUUCCACGUAGCCCAUUUUGUCAUAAAUAUUGGCCCACAAUUUUUAUUUUCAUUAGAUAAUUUGCUAAAGUUUAGCACCCUAGCAAAUGAAUUUUUAAAAAAAUAUAUAGGAAGUGGAAACUGAACAGUGUUGAGUUCUUUGAAAGUUGGGUGGAGGGGAAAAACACUAGCUGGCUUUUGGUAGAACCAUCCUGAUAGAGAAGAGUGAAAUGAAUCAGUUUAUGCAAAGCGCUUAGAAUACUGGUACAUAAAAAAGACAUAACACCAAAAGGAAAAAGAAGGAAUGAGAAAAGGAAAAAUAAACAGGUGAUGAAAAUAUCAGAACUUGGACAUCCUUGAUACAAUGUCAUGUAAAAGGCCUGAAAAUAAUGACAAGUAUAAAACGUGACGUAAGAUUGGGUCCUUUCUAAAUAAGCUUUAUUGUUCAGUACUUAAUCAAUUUGGCAUGAAUCCAUUUUUUUUAUUCCAACUACCAUUUUUUAGUGCCUACAUGUGUCCUUGCGCUUUACAUUAUUUUAAUCUGUUCCCCAGUAAAAUUAGGUGCUAUUGUCUCCAUUUAAAAAAUGAGGAAUUGCUACUACAAUAAACUUGCCUAAUUUAUCUUGCCUAAGAUACACAGCUAAGUGGUAAUGCUGGAUUUUGACCAGGUCUGAUUCUGAAGUCCAGUCUAAAAGGGCCUUAUUGCUGCCUCAUUAACCAGUAUUUAUAUUAUUUCGGUAAAUGAGUCUGUAUAUGGAGACACUUUCCUUAUAAAACAGCUAUGUUUGGAAUCUCAGUGUUUGAUCCUCCCUUAAGUGAAUAUCCUGACUAUUAUUUCAUUCUAAUAAAGAUAGCAAUUGUUUGUCAUUUGACUCUAAUAAGAUAUUCAACCUCAGUGUAGCACAUGGUGUUUAUUGGCUGAGGCAUUUUCAUUUCUAAAAGGAUGGCUUUUAACUGAAAAACUAGAUGUGAACCCCAGUUUUUGUGGCGUUCUGUCACCCAGAUCCUUAAAACUUUGGUACAUAAUAUAUGUGCUUAGAACUACCAAGUUUUUUUUUUUUUUUCUUAAUAGUCACUUUAAGACUUAAAAUGGAAAGUUUUUUUUUUUUCCCCUGUUGUAUCCCUGCUUUCAACUGAAAUUGAAGAGUUAUAAGUUUAAAAUGUGUUAGAGUUAAGCACACUUUAAAAAGAUGUUUUCUAGUCUUGCAUUUCAUGACAGUGGGUACUUAAUUUGGAGUGUACACUGGCUACUGAGAGCAAAAUUGAGUGGAAGAGAGGCAUGAUGGAGUCCAUUAUGAAACAUGGGAGAAUCAGCAUUUUAAACACUGUAAACAGAAAAGAACACUUUUCUUCUGCCUGCUGUUAGUAAAAGCUCUUUGGGAAGAUCUUUUACGAAGACCAAUUUUUUAAAAUGUAAUUUGCCUACCUAGUGUAAGUGUCUGAAGACAUGUAUGUAAACUUCCAAAAGCUGUUUUGUCUGUGUAUUUAGAAAAUACACAAGAAUCUUUAUCAAAUUUAAAAAUAUAAACUUGUGAGCACUAAA
Molecule: messenger RNA, 7174 nt
Organism: Erinaceus europaeus (western European hedgehog)
Lineage: Eukaryota; Metazoa; Chordata; Mammalia; Eulipotyphla; Erinaceidae
Gene: ZBTB10
Product: zinc finger and BTB domain containing 10
Exons: 6
Coding region: 144-2801 (885 amino acids)
Biological process (GO): regulation of transcription by RNA polymerase II
Molecular function (GO): RNA polymerase II cis-regulatory region sequence-specific DNA binding; DNA-binding transcription factor activity, RNA polymerase II-specific; protein binding
Source: RefSeq, a predicted model, not a curated record